Molecule: messenger RNA, 1670 nt
Organism: Schistosoma guineensis
Lineage: Eukaryota; Metazoa; Platyhelminthes; Trematoda; Strigeidida; Schistosomatidae
Source: the annotation of a GenBank genome assembly
CCUUGAGGACGGUCAAUGUUUGGAUUGACAUUCAAGAUGACAGUACGGAAGCAAUGUAAAUACUGGUGUCGCACGUGAAUUAAAAGAACAUCUGUCAUAAAGUAUAAUCAAGUUGACGCCUGAUCAUAAUGACGAGUCACUUAACGCGCAUGCAGUAUGAACAACAAAGGCUGAAUAGUUUGGGUAGAACCGGUAGCUCUUCCUCAUUACGUUCCAGUGAUCCUAUACGUGUUCCACCAACUACUUCAAUCCGUCCUGUAAAUCAGUCCAUGAAUCAAGAACCUACAGGAUCUGUUGUUUCAGGAUCUUAUAUAUCAUCUAAAUCCAGAUCACAAAUUGGUUCAGUUGGAAACGUUUACCAAAAUAUAAUAAAGAGUACAAGGCAAAUGGAUCCAUGCGUUUAUAUGUCAUCAAAUAUGCAGACUGUCGAAAAUGGAUCGACUGUUUUGACUAAUAACAAUAGUAGAACUGGUAGCAUUUCAGGUUAUCAGCCAUCGGUAUUAUUAGCAAAGUCAACUCAAGGUACUCGUUCGCUCUACGCUCCUAGUCAUUUUAGAAUGUCAAGAAGCUUAAAAGCUUCCAAAGCUUCUCUGGCAACAUAUAAGAGUGGUAGAACAACAAUACAAGCUGAACAUCAUGAUCGUAAAGUCCAAAGAGAAAUAAAUUCAGUUAAGUUUGGUCGAGCAAAAAAACUAUAUUGGAUUGCAGUUGGAUUUUAUAUAAUGUUCUUACUGGUACUAUUCAUCGGUCUACUUAUCACAUGUUUACGGCAUGUUUACAUGAAUAUAAUCUUGUCAUUAGAUAUUGGUGAAUUAACUGGUCCUUUACUAAUUGCGUGUUCAUUUUUAUUCUUUGGUGCUGGAAUGAAAUUUUACUACGAUGCCUAUCGACUUGGCUCUGAAGAACGUAAACUCAUUAAGUAUAAAGCAGCUAGUCCAUCUACAGUAGCUGUAACCACUGUUGACCAACGAGUGACAGAUGGAGACGAAAAACUUGUCAGUGGACAAACAUCGAAAAAUGCUUUAAGUCGUGCUCCAAUCGGCUCAAGAACAACAUUAAUUAUGCCUUAAGCUGGAUAAUAAGCUUGAAAAUGGUGGACAAUACGUUAGUUUCAUUCACUUUUUUCUACUGUUCUAAUUUCCUUCCCUUUCAAUCUUUAUGGUAUGUAAUGUAAAAAAAUCUUUUGUAAAUUUUUAUGUAGAUUGUUUGAUUUCACAUAUCCUAUUUCUGAUAUAUUAACUAAGAGCAACGAAGAUAAAUGAUUGUUCACAUUGGAAAGUUAUUUUAAUACUAACGUUCAAUAAACAUAGACCACCAAAGAGCAUAUAUCACCAUUAUUAAUUUUUUAAAAAUGACUAGUGGCAAGAAAUUCUAUUCUUUUAAUACUUAAUUCACUAGUUACAUACCAACUUAAAUCAACAACUGUUUUUACUUAAAACGAUAUGUGCUAAUAUUUCAUCUUGAUAACUAAAAUCCACAAGACGGUUAUAAUUCUUAGCUUAUAUUUAGAACUAGUCUCUUGAUUGAAAUUCGUCUAUUAUUUGACGUCUUUACGUGAUUUAAAAUUGUAGGCAGUUUAUUUAUCUAAAACAAAAUAUUUAAUACAUUAAACUAUCAUGAAUUUAAAGAUAAAUAUGAUAUCUCCAAUAAAUAUGUUCAUUAUUUUUCGA